GUGUCUCACCCUCCCAAUAAAAGUUGAGCUGUGCUGUUCUUGCUGUAGUCUACGGCUGGCUGUCAUUUCACUUGUAGUCAUGUUCCUUCAUUAUUGUCUGCCUUUGCUGACUCUCUUCUUGCUGUCUGGUGCAUCUGAUCCAGGCUGUGAAGAACUCAUUAAGCCUGUGGAGGAUAAAAGCAAGCUUUCGGGAAAAUGGAUAUUUCAUUUUGGAACAUCAGACAGCGCGGAGCAAUUAAAAGAGUUUAAAACACUGCAGAGCUACUGGGCCGAACAGUCACCCAUACCAGACAGUAACGACAUUUUCGUUCGCUACGCAGACAAAAUAGACGGAAAAUGUUAUCAUGGAAAUAUUACUGCCACCUUCUUAGGAAACUCUACCAAAGCUGCAUAUCACUUUAAUUCCUCUGAUCAUGAGCAUAUUGGGGAGUAUCUGGCGACAUGCCCUGACUGCUUGCUUUGGACAGACAACUAUGUGUCAUGGGUCAAAGGUGAAACCAGAAAAAGCAGAAGCUUCUUCUUCUACACAAAGAAUGGGACAUUGGAUGCCUCCCAUCUUGAAGUCCUUAAGAAACAGGCUGCAUGCCUCAACUUCACACUAGAUUUCCACUUUACAAACACUAUAGAUCUGUGUCCCGAUGAGAAGGAAGCCGCUGCAGAUGCAAGGCAGGAAGAGCAAUAAAGAAAAACACAUUUAAGCUUUGUCUCAAAUCUGUCCCGAGAGCUGAAAUUACUCAGUGUUAUGAAAUUUGUAUUUAGAUGUGCAUUUAGUGUAUCAGAGAUGUGGAGAAAACACAUUCAGCUUGCAGUGGAUUCAGUGCAGGACAAGGACAAGUGUUUGUUAAAGUGUUGAAGUUAUUGUCUCACCCAUCUGAUUUUGUUUUUUUUUUUCUUGGAUUAAUAAAUUUGGAGAAAAACAACUAUA
Messenger RNA from Archocentrus centrarchus (flier cichlid), 925 nucleotides. RefSeq lists its product as uncharacterized. The transcript has 6 exons. The coding region runs from base 80 to 682 and encodes 200 amino acids. NCBI's taxonomy places the organism in Eukaryota, Metazoa, Chordata, Actinopteri, Cichliformes, Cichlidae. The record is from RefSeq and is a predicted model, not a curated record.